This is a messenger RNA of Aspergillus melleus, 462 nucleotides long. RefSeq lists its product as uncharacterized. The record is from RefSeq and is a predicted model, not a curated record. The transcript has 3 exons. Bases 1 to 462 code for a protein of 153 amino acids. Lineage: Eukaryota; Fungi; Ascomycota; Eurotiomycetes; Eurotiales; Aspergillaceae.
AUGAAGAUUUCCGUUGCCGUCGCCUCUCUCCUGGCCGCCAGUGCCUCCGCUUUCGACAAGUACCAGCCCUGGGGAAAGCGUGACUACUCCUGCGUCAACAUCUACCAGGGCAUCCCCGACAACUCGACCGUGGCUCCCGGCGACAAGAUUGACCUCCGCUUCAACCGUGCCCCGACAACUCACUGCGCUGACCCCCUGAACAAGUACGAGGCGGGCAGCUACAGCGUCUGGCUGUACAACAACCCCGUGCGCCACCUCGACACUAUCCACUUCGACGAGGAGCUCCGGCUGAAGACCGGCAUCCGUGAGUCGGACGGCGCCGUCACCAUCACCAUCCCCAAGAACGUCACUGCCGUCAAGGACGACUCCGUCUGGUACCUGCGGUUGGAUACUACCUUGACCAAUGCCCCUCAGAUGCCGAGUCUCUACGACGCUCUCGGUCCCUUCUCCAUCAAGGCCUGA